AUGCCCAGAAAUCCUCACCCUCCGCGUGGAGGCGGCAGCUCCAAAAAAUCCGCCCCCCCGCCGCUGGGCGCUGAAGAUACCAGCUUUAUCGUCUUCUCCAACUCGAAGGGCGACUCAAAGAAAAGCAAGAAGGCGGACAACGCCGCCAAGCCCGACACCAGCGAUAAGGGCAAGGGAAAGUCCAAGGGCGCGCCUGAGCAGCCUGAGGAUGCGCCUAAAAAACCCGACGUGCGCACCGUCAUCGGUGGCGCGUCAUGGACCGGGAAGCUGCCCGUCAACAUGCUCUCGGAGCAUUGCCAGAAGCAGAAAUGGGCGAAGCCCGAAUAUACAAUGACCAAGGUCAAAGAUGGCUUCGUCUCCCAUGUAAUUCUCAAGGCUACCAACCCUAAAACCCACGAAACUACCACCCUACCUCCCAUCAGACUUCCAAUCGAAAAGCAAGACCUUGCCGUGCAGCCAACCGCUCUCGAAGCCCGCCACUUCGCUGCCACGUAUACGUUGUUCCGCAUCGCUUCCAUGAAGAAUAUCCACAUGAUGAUGCCUCCGACGUACAAGGACCUGUGGAAAGGCGCAUUUGCCGACAUGAAGAAGGAAGACGCCAAGAACGGCAAAGCUUGGAUGUACGAAGCGGACCCUUUCGUGGCCCAGAAGGAGAGGGAACAAGCCAAGGCUGAGGCUGAGAAGAAGCGGGAGGAAGUCGCGAAGCAGCGGGAGAAGGCGAAGAAUGGACAACCCAGUGGUGCGAACAACAUCAUGCGCGGCUGGACUCGUGUUCCGAAGCUCGACAUGGGCAAGAGGAUUCGAGCAGAGAUUGAGCGCUUGAUUCGGCGGGAUGCUGUGUGGAACCCUCACAGCGUUAAGAUAUCAUCCGCUGAACGCUCUGCCCUCGUUGAUGAGAUUGUCAAAUUGGGAUUCCGCAAAAGCCACGUUGACGAAGCUGCGGAAAUCUGCAAAGACCGGGAAGAAAUUCUCGAAUGGCUUCUCAUCCAUGUCCCAGAAGACGACCUUCCACCUUGGAGUUUACCUGAGGGCUAUACUGCCGGCAUCAGCAUGGCUAGCGGAAAUCUCAAGCGGGAGGCAGCUAUCAAGCGCCUUGCGGCCACUGGUUACGCCACGGAGCUCUGUGAAGAAGCUCUUGAUACAUUCGACGGCGAUGAGGCUAAAGCGGCAGGCUUACUUCAAGCACAACUUUUAGGUGAUGACGGGCUUGCAGAGCAGUUAUCUAGUGCAGCCAUUGUUGACGAGACUGGGCCGGAAGAGGACGUUUGGGCUGAAGAGCAGAUCAUCCUGGCUUCGAUUUACGACGAGAAGUAUUCCACAGCUGGGCAGGAUCAAUGCCAAAUCCGACUGGAAAUUGUCAAUGGGACCAAGACCGAAUUCUUGUUGAACGUGCGCAAGCCUGUAGGGCUGUAUCCGAACGCCCUACCAAUCAUCUCGAUCAACGCAAAAAUUCCGGCUUACAUCCGGUUAAGCAUCAUCAGACAAGCACUAGGUCACGCCAAGGAGAACUUUCUCGGCGAGCAAAUGGUCUUCAAUAUUGUGGACUGGCUGGAACAUGAAAUACCCUCCAUCAUUGACAAUCCCGGAAGACUUACAGAUGUUUCUUCCGCCAUAUCUGCGGCGGAUACUGGUGUUCAUGCUGAAGCGAUCAAACAGAAGGAAAGGAGACAGCGUCGACCUAAGCCAGCCAACUUACGGCCAGGCUCUCAGGCUAGUCAACGCAUGCUCGAGCAGUGGCGAAUCAAGCAGACUUCUCCGGACCAACAGCGCAUGCUCCGCGCGCGGCAAAAUCUGCCUGCUUGGAAAUUACUGCCGGACAUCGUCGAAGCAGUCAAGAAUCACCAAGUUGUCAUCAUUUCGGGAGAGACCGGGUCUGGAAAGUCCACUCAGUCAGUUCAAUUCAUCCUCGAUGACCUGAUUCAACGUCAGCUUGGCGAAUCAGCCAAUAUUGUCUGUACGCAGCCGCGGCGAAUUUCCGCGCUCGGUUUGGCGGACAGAGUUGCCGAUGAGCGUUGCUCUGUCGUGGGCGACGAAGUCGGUUACUCAAUCCGUGGCGAGUCUAGACAAAAGCCUGGAGUCACCAAGUUGACAUUCAUGACUACUGGUGUCCUCCUUCGCCGGCUUCAAACGUCGGGAGGCCGCCCUGAUGAUGUGGUAGCUUCCUUGGCCGACAUUACUCAUGUUGUCGUCGACGAAGUCCAUGAGCGGAGCUUGGACACGGACUUCCUGCUCGUUCUGCUGAGGGAUGUAUUGAAAAAGCGGAACGACCUCCGAGUCAUUCUCAUGAGUGCUACUCUUGAUGCGGAAGUGUUUGCAUCUUUCUUCAAGCCUGCCGUGGGCCAGGUUGGGAUGGUGGAGAUAGCGGGCCGUACGCACCCUGUAACGGACUACUACGUUGACGAUGUCAUUCGAAUGUCUGGCUUCAAUGGCCACACGGCAGACGAAGACUGGGAGGACGAAGAGGCCCAGAAAAACAUUGGUGGCACACUGAGGAGUAUUGGCAUGCGGAUCAAUUAUGAUUUGAUCGCGCAAACAGUGUACCACAUUGACGCGGAGCUGGGAGCCCAAGACGGUGCCAUUCUUAUCUUUCUCCCUGGAACAAUGGAGAUCGACAGAACGAUACAGGCUCUCCGCUCCAUGCCAAACGUACAUGCGCUUCCACUUCACGCAUCUCUGCUUCCGGCGGAACAACGCCGAGUUUUCCUUGCGCCACCUAAAGGCACGAGAAAAGUGAUUGCAUCCACCAAUGUCGCUGAGACUUCAAUUACCAUUGAGGAUGUCGUGGCCGUCAUCGAUACUGGUAGAGUCAAAGAAACGAGUUUUGACCCAGCAAACAACAUGGUCAAGCUUGCGGAGACGUGGGCAUCUCGUGCCGCUUGCAAGCAACGCCGCGGCCGUGCUGGCCGUGUCCGAGCUGGAACAUGCUACAAACUAUACACACGCAACGUCGAGAGGGACAAGAUGAUGGAGAGACCUGAUCCUGAGAUCAGACGAGUCCCUCUCGAGCAACUCUGUCUGUCCGUCAAGGCAAUGGGCGUCAAAGACGUAGCGGGCUUCCUCGCAGGCGCUCUGACACCACCUGACAGCAUAGCGGUGGAGGGUGCUUUGGAACUUCUCGGACGGAUGGGAGCCAUUGAUGGCGAUGAAAUGACUGCUUUGGGCAGACAUCUUGCUGUUGUCCCUGCUGACCUUCGAUGUGCUAAGCUUAUGGUGUACGGAGCGACGUUUGGUUGUCUCGAGUCUUGCCUCACCAUCGCAUCGAUUCUCACCGUCCGCAGUCCUUUCGUCUCGCCCCAGGCUAAGCGAGAAGAAUCGAAGGCAGCCCGUUCAGCGUUCGGUAAGGGCCAAGGUGACCUCAUUGCCGACCUUCGUGCCUACGAGCAGUGGAGCGGCUUCAAGGAGAAGGGCAUUUCGUUCCGCGACCUGCGUGCUUUUUGUGAACAAAACUUCCUCAGUCUUCAGACCCUCAACGAUAUUACCUCUACUCGGCGGCAAUAUCUCUCCUCCCUACAAGAAACGGGCUUCAUCCCGCUGCGUUACUCAUCCUACAGUGACGUUGGCGCACAGGAAGUUGCCUCACUCAAUCGCCACAGUGCAAAUGACGCCCUCGUCCGCGCCCUCGUUGCUGGUGCUUUCAACCCCCAGAUCGCGCGCAUUGACUUUCCGGACAAGAAGUUUGCAGCCUCUGUUUCAGGUGCUGUAGAGCUCGAUCCUGAAGCCAAGACGAUCAAGUACUUCAACCAGGAGAACGGUAGAGUUUUUGUUCACCCAAGCUCGACCGUGUUCGAUGCCCAAGGAUUCCCGGGUGGUGCGACGUUCAUGAGUUACUUCACGAAGAUGGCAACGAGCAAGGUUUUCAUGAGGGAUUUGACGCCAUUCAAUGCUUACUCCUUGCUGCUGUUCUCUGGCCCAAUUACCCUUGAUACCUUGGGCCGUGGCAUCGUCGUCGAUGGGUGGUUGCGUCUGCGUGGAUGGGCUCGCAUCGGUGUCUUGGUUUCGAGGCUACGCAUGAUGCUGGAUGAGGCAUUGGCAAGGAAAAUUGACGAUCCAACUACGGACUUGGCGAACAGCGAUGUUGUGGGAAUCGUGAGAAAACUAGUCGAACUCGAUGGGCUGGAUCGGUGA
This is a messenger RNA of Diplodia corticola, 4125 nucleotides long. RefSeq names its product dead deah box helicase. The coding region runs from base 1 to 4125 and encodes 1374 amino acids. NCBI's taxonomy places the organism in Eukaryota, Fungi, Ascomycota, Dothideomycetes, Botryosphaeriales, Botryosphaeriaceae. The record is from RefSeq and is a predicted model, not a curated record. Gene Ontology annotation, cellular component: intracellular anatomical structure. The transcript has 4 exons. Gene Ontology annotation, molecular function: protein binding; RNA binding; ATP binding.